AUGUUUAUAGAAUUAGGCAAAGAAAACCUCAAUCACACCUCAGUCCGGAGUCCCCACUGGCUCUAUACCCAUCGCCCCAGCCUGAAGGGCGGUGUGGUGACCUAUAGUGUGGAAAAGAGAUACUCUGCUCCCUCUCCACCACCUUCUCUUUCCUCCGCCUCGGGCUACUGCCUCAGGCUUCCUCAGAGUCCAGGGAGGGGGAAAGAAGAUUUAAGGAAAAGGAACAAGUGCAUAUUUUGUGGCAUGUGCUACUGCAAUGAGGCAGACAAUGGCCUUAGUGUAAAAGAAAGUCACAGGGUAUCAGAAGCAAAAGUGAGGGCACUGAUUGGAAAGGAAUGGGAUCCCAUAAACUGGGAUGGAGAUGUGUGGGAGGAUCCUGAGGAAGCUGAGGAUGUUGAGUUCCUAGAUGCUGAUGAGAUUAUUUUGCCAGAGGAAGAGAUCUCCCCACCUGCUCUGGCAGAGGCAUUGCCGCCUCCACCCCCUGAGCUGUUGGCAUCUCCUAGUAUGCCUGGGGAGACUAAUCCUGUGCUGAUGACACAAAAUGAUGCUGACACUCCUCAGGACCCACCCUCACCACCUAUUUUUGCCUCUAGGCCUAUAACCAGGCUCAAGUCACAGAAGGCUCCUAAGGGUGAGGUACAUACUGUAACCCAAGAGGAGGUCCACUAUUCUCCCAAAGAACUCCUUGAGUUUUCUAACUCUUACAAGCAAAGGCCCAAUGAGCAAGUGUGGGAAUGGAUUUUACGAGUGUGGGAUAAUGGUGGAAAAAAUAUACACCUGGAUCAGGCUGAAUUUGUUGAUAUGGGCCCAUUAAGCAGAGAUUCUGAAUUUAAUGUUGCAGCUCAUGGAGUAAAGAAAGGUGUUAAUAGUUUAUUUGGCUGGGGUGACCAGGUCCCCUUGGGGAAGAAUCCUGAUAUGUUGAAAAUUUGUACAGUCAGUCUUUCUCCCACUCUUCUCCAGAGGGACCUGAGGCCUUUUGCCCGAGUGACUGUACACUGGGGAAAGGGCAAUGCUCAGACAUUUCGAGGACUCCUGGACACUGGCUCUGAACUAACACUGAUUCCAGGGGAUCCAAAAUGUCACUGUGGCCCUCCAGUACGAGUGGGGGCCUAUGGAGGUCAGGUGAUUAAUGGAGUUUUAGCAAAGGUCUGACGCACAGUGAGUCCGAUAGGUCCUCGAAUCCAUCCAGUAGUUAUUUCCCCUGUUCCAGAAUGCAUAAUUGGUAUAGACUUGCUUAGUACUUGGCAGAAUCCUCAUAUUGGUUCUCUGACCUGCAGUGUGAGGGCUAUUAUGGUUGGGAAGGCCAAAUGGAAGCCUUUAGAGCUACCUUUGCCUGGUAAAAUAGUAAACCAAAAGCAGUAUCGCAUUCCUGGAGGGAUUCCAGAGAUUAGUGCCACCAUCAAGGAGUUGAAGGAUGCAGGGGUGGUGGUCCCCACCACAUCUCCUUUUAAUUCUCCCAUUUGGCCUGUACAAAAGACGGAUGCUUGGAGAAUAACGGUAGAAUACCGUAAACUGAAUCAAGUGGUGACUCCCAUUGCAGCUGCAGUACCAGAUGUGGUUUCCUUGCUUGAGCUAAUUAACACAUCUCCUGGUACUUGGUAUGCAGCUAUUGACUUAGCAAAUGCCUUCUCCAUACCUAUCCAUAAGGACCAUCAGAAACAAUUUGCCUUCAGUUGGCAAGGCUAGCAAUAUACCUUCACUGUCUUACCUCAGGGGUAUAUUAACUCGCCAGCCCUGUAUCACAACUUAGUUUGUAGGGAUCUUGAUCGUUUUUCUCUCCCACGAGAUAUCACAUUGGUCCAUUACAUUGAUGAUGUUAUGCUGAUUGGGCCUCGUGAGCAGGAAGUCACAGCUACUCUAGAUUUGUUAGUACAGCAUUUGAGAGCCAGGGGAAGGGAAAUAAAUUCAGCAAAAAUUCAAGGUCCUUCUACUUUGGUGAAGUUUCUAGGAGUCCAGUGGUGUGGAGCAUGUAGAGAUAUCCCUUCUAAGGCAAAAGAUAAGUUGUUGUAUCUGGCUUCCCCUACAACCAAAAAAGAGGCACAGUGCCUAGUGGGGCUUUUUGGGUUUUGGAGGCAACACAUUCCUCACUUAGGUGUCUUACUCUGGCCCAUUUACCGAGUGACCCAGAAAGCUGCUAGUUUUGAGUGGGGCCCAGACCAAGAACAGGCUCUGCAGCAGGUCCAGGCUGCCGUGCAGGCUGCUCUGCCCCUGGGGCCAUAUGAUCCAGAUGAUCCAAUGGUACUUGAAGUGGCAGUGGCAGGAAGAGGCGUUUGGAGUCUCUGGCAGGCCCCCAUAGGUGAACUGCAGCAGAGGCCUUUAGGGUUUUGGAGCAAGGCUCUGACGUCAUCUGCAGACAAUUACUCUCCCUUUGAAAAACAGCUCCUGGCCUGUUACUGGGCCCUAGUGGAAACUGAAUGCUUGACCAUGGGACACUAGGUCACCAUGAGACCUGAGUUGCCUAUCAUGGCCUGGGUAUUAUCUGAUCCACCAAGUCAUAAGGUUGGACGUGCACAGCAACAGUCUAUCAUUAAAUGGAAGUGGUAUAUUCGUGAUCGAGCCAGGGCAGGUCCAGAGGGCACCAGUAAAUUGCAUGAGGAAGUUGCCUAGAUGUCUAUGGCUCCUACACCUACUGUACUGCCUUCUGUUUCCCAGCAUGCACCUAUGGCCUUGUGGGGUGUGCCACAUGAUCAGCUGUCAGAGGACGAAAAGACUAGGGCCUGGUUUACGGAUGGCUCUGCACGCUAUACAGGCACCAUCCACAAGUGGACAGCUGCAGCAUUGCAGCCCCUUUCUGGGAUAUCCUUGAAGGACCAUGGUGAAGGGAAAUCAUCACAGUGGGCAGAACUUCAGGCAGUGCACUUGGUAGUACAUUUUGCCUGGUAGGAGAAAUGGCCAGAUGUGUGACUAUGUACUGAUUCAUGAUCCGUAGCUAAUGGUCUGGCUGGAUGGUCAGGAACAUGGAAAGAACAUCACUGGAAAAUUGAUGACAAAGAUAUUUGGAGAAGAGGUAUGUGGGUUGACCUCUCCAUGUGGGCAGAGGAUGUAAAAGUAUUUGUUUCCCACGUAAAUGCUCACCAAAAGGUGACAUCGGCAGAAGGAGACUUUAAUAAUCGAGUAGAUAAGAUGACCUGGUCUGUGGACAGUGGCCAACCUCCUUCAGCUACCCCUGUCAUUGCCCGAUGGACUCAGGAACAGAGCGGCCAUGGUGGCAGGGAUGGAGGUUAUGCAUGGGCUCAGCAAUAUGGACUCCCAUUCACCAAGGCUGAUCUGGCUACAGCCACUGCUGAAUGCCCGACAUGCCAGCAGCAGAGGCCGACACCGAGUCCCCAGUUUGGCACCAUUCCCUGUGGUGAUCAACCUGUGACCUGGUGGCAGGUUGAUUAUAUUGGACCACUUCCAUCAUGGAAGGGACUGUGUUUUGUCCUCACUGGCAUAGACACAUAUCCUGGGUAUGGAUGUGCCUUUGCUGCACGUACUGCUUCUGCCAAAACUACCAUCUGUGGACUUACAGAAUGCCUUAUCCACCGUCAUGGAAUUCCGCAUAGCAUUGCCUCUGACCAAGAAACACAUUUUGUAGCCAAAGAAGUAAAGCAAUGGGCUCAUGCUCAUGGUAUUCACUAUUCUUAUCAUGUUCCUUACCACCCAGAAGCGGCUGGAUUGAUAGAAAGGUGGAAUGGUCUUUUGAAGACACAGUUAAUGCACCUAGGUGGCAGUAGCUUGCAGGGC
Molecule: messenger RNA, 3726 nt
Organism: Chinchilla lanigera (long-tailed chinchilla)
Lineage: Eukaryota; Metazoa; Chordata; Mammalia; Rodentia; Chinchillidae
Biological process (GO): proteolysis; DNA integration
Molecular function (GO): nucleic acid binding; aspartic-type endopeptidase activity; RNA-DNA hybrid ribonuclease activity
Source: RefSeq, a predicted model, not a curated record